This is a messenger RNA of Anopheles marshallii, 615 nucleotides long. Its product is annotated as ras-related protein Rab-10-like. Gene Ontology annotation, biological process: cellular response to insulin stimulus. Gene Ontology annotation, molecular function: GTP binding; GTPase activity. The transcript has 4 exons. Bases 1 to 615 code for a protein of 204 amino acids. The record is from RefSeq and is a predicted model, not a curated record. NCBI's taxonomy places the organism in Eukaryota, Metazoa, Arthropoda, Insecta, Diptera, Culicidae. Gene Ontology annotation, cellular component: recycling endosome; insulin-responsive compartment; Golgi apparatus.
AUGGCCAAGAAAACGUACGACCUGCUGUUCAAGCUGCUGCUGAUCGGCGAUUCGGGCGUUGGGAAAACCUGCAUCCUGUUCCGCUUUUCCGACGAUGCAUUUACUUCUACCUUUAUCUCUACUAUAGGUAUUGACUUCAAAAUUAAAACAAUUGAGCUACGGGGCAAGAAAAUAAAGUUACAAAUUUGGGACACUGCGGGACAGGAAAGGUUUCACACCAUCACAACCUCCUACUACCGCGGUGCGAUGGGCAUCAUGCUCGUGUAUGAUAUAACAAACGAGAAAAGUUUUGACAAUAUAGUGAAAUGGUUGCGAAAUAUAGACGAGCAUGCCAAUGAGGAUGUGGAAAAGAUGAUACUCGGUAACAAAUGCGAUAUGGCGGAUAAGCGUGCUGUGCGCAAGGAAAGGGGAGAAAAUAUUGCCCGUGAACAUGACAUACGCUUUAUGGAAACGUCCGCAAAAGCGAACACAAACAUCGAAUUAGCGUUCCGCGAGCUUGCUGAAGCGAUCCUGGACAAGAUCGCCGGCAAGGAAACGACCGACAACCCCGACCGAGUAGUCGUAAACAGAAGCACCGGCGAGCGGUUACCCGCGUACAAAGCCUGCUGUACGUAG